AUUCCGGAUUCACGGCCGGGAGUGGGUGUUUCUCCAAGUGACAGAAACACAAGAAAUAAAUACAAGAAUAAGAAGAAAUACAAAAGACGAUUAAGAGAUGGAGGAAGUGGAUAAGAUUCUGAUUCUCACGUUGAAUCAGCUGGGAUGUGAUAUAGAUGAAGAAGUCAAGAGCGUUGGAGGCUUUGGGAUUCCUGAGGUUGUUACAGGAGUUGUCAAAUGUAUAAGAGCAAUAAACAGCGAUUAUGAGCUACCAACAUCCCUCCCUCAAAAUAUGGCUCAACGCUUCAGAGCUGCAGCAUCAAUUGCACAAGCAAUUAAGGAUGUGGGUUAUCCAGGAGACGUUGGUUAUCAGUCUCUCUUAUACCCUAAUGAAACCGAUCUUCGGAAGAUUUUCAUGUUUCUGUUGGAGAAGUUGCCCAAAGAUACUGCUACUGUUUCUGAUGAACCUCUGAACAAAUUGACACUCAUUAAGAUGGAAGCCAAGAGAAGGCUUGCAGAGUCACUAAGGCAGCCUUGGAUUCCUCCCCAUUGCCGUCACGUUGCAUGCAAAUAUGCCACCAAAGCCUCUGUCACUAAGUAUGGGACUCACCAUACUCGACAGUUUGCAUCAAAGGUGUAUACUCCAGUGCGUAAUGCUUCAAAAUUGUCUCCUGCACAAGAGGAUUACUACAAGAAUCAUGCCAGAACAGUUAGUGACAUCCUUGGCAGGGAUUAUGUCAUAACCUCUCUCUUACGGGCUCACGCUCUCCAGUUGGAACGAGAUAGGAUCCUUCCCCGAACUGACACUGAGAUGGAAAAUGGGGAAAUACAGCUAAAACCAUUGUACGAGGACAAAGAAAAUGUUCCAGAUUCUACAGAUAUCAUGGGGAUGCAGAGUACAACACUGUCAUCCUUUGAGACAUCCAAGCAAAUGAUUGAUGUAAAAAUAAAUGAAGAAGGCAUGAAUGAGAACUCAGGGACCACAGCCGCUACCUCCGAGGAAAAGUUGCUCCAGAAGAGAGAGGAACAAGUGUCGAACUUGCAGUCUGAAAUAGCAGGUAUUAGAGACAAGAUUGAGCUGUCUACACAAGGCAUGGAAAAGGCCAGUGAUCAGCUGAAAGAGCUUGUUGAUAAGCUUGCCGAGGAAGAACGUUUGCAGGAAGAGAAGGUUGGAGAGCACAAGAUGAAAAAGAGAAUAGCGAAUCUUGUGCCAGAAUCAGAAUCUAAUAUUAAGAGGCUAAAGGAAGCCCUGAAGAAUAGUGAAGACAAAAUGGCACGUCUGAAGCAGCAGUGGGAGGCUCAUAAGCAGCCACUGGAAGAACAGCUGUCGCAACUUAAUCUUGAAGUGAAUAAGAAAAAGGUAACCAAAGAAGAGAUUUUGGGUGAGAUGACAGAAUUGCGAGACAAGAUGAAGGCAAUGGUGCAAGAUGCUUCAAGGAAAGAGUCUGCGCUUGCACAGCUGAAGAACCAGUUUGCAAGCAUGAAUAAAGAUAUAAACAGAGCUGUUUACACCAAGAGAAUAAUCGACAUCAGUGCCAAAGUCCGCAAACAGAAGCAAGAAAUUGAUCGAGUGCUCGUGGACACAAGGACUAUACAGAAGGAGAUUAACACCCUCUCUGGCAAGCUAGAGCGAACCUUUACAGUGGUCGAGGGAACUGCAUACAAGGAGGCAGGUAAUAAUGAGCGAGUCCGCCAAGUGUAUCGUGCUGUGGCAGCAGUACACGAAGGAUGUGGAGAACUGGUUGACAUUGUACGUGAGACGGGAACUGUCCAGAGAGAAAUCUCUGAACUGAAGGAACAGGUUGAUCUUGAAAAAAGCAAGAAGGUUGAAGAAAAUUUGGAACAACUCAAAGUUGAUCUUAAUCAAGUCAAGAAAGAGAAUGCCAGCCUCAAACAGCAAUUGUUGUAAGGAACAAGAUCCAACUUUUAGGCAAAUAGCUAUUAGUAGAAAUAUAUACAUUCCAAUUAUGUAACUGAUUAGAAAUAAUUGCUGGGUUACCUAUGAAUACCAGGUGAUAAUGUGAUAUAAUCAUGAAACUGUAUAAACAAUUGAAUUACCAAAUCCUUUCAUACAUAUACAUUAAUUUGAAGAAAAUGUGCUUGGAAUUUAAUGUUGUUUGUUAGAGCACUUGAUUUCCAGAUUUUAGGACCAUAAAAAAUGUUAAUUGUUGAAGAGAGAUUUCUGUGAUAUGUACAGUAUUUAGACAUGAUUUAUAAUAAAAGCAUGUAAGUUAUUAAAUAUUGUUGCCAUUUA
Messenger RNA from Penaeus vannamei (Pacific white shrimp), 2233 nucleotides. RefSeq names its product coiled-coil domain-containing protein 22 homolog. The record is from RefSeq and is a predicted model, not a curated record. Gene Ontology annotation, molecular function: cullin family protein binding. Gene Ontology annotation, biological process: positive regulation of ubiquitin-dependent protein catabolic process. NCBI's taxonomy places the organism in Eukaryota, Metazoa, Arthropoda, Malacostraca, Decapoda, Penaeidae.